AUGGCGCUAGCCGCAGAUCAGCGGAAGAGGAUCCUCAAGGUCUUGAUGAUCUCGUUGCUCUUGGAUUUGAUAUCCUUCACCUUCAUUCUCCCGCUCUUCCCCUCCCUGCUCACGUUUUAUCGCAACAAUGACCCCUCCCCGAACUCCCUCUUGAAUCGCAUCUUCCACUACCUCAACGCCUACAAGAACUCGUUUGCCAAGCCUAUCGACUCGCGUUAUGACAUUGUCCUUCUUGGAGGUGCCCUCGGGUCUCUGUUCUCGUUGCUGCAGGCCAUCGCCGCCCCCUUCAUCGGCCGUCUCUCCGACAAACAUGGUCGCAAGACUGCUCUGCUCUACUCGAUGCUGGGCAACACCCUCAGUGUUGCACUCUGGGUCGCCGCCACCGAUUUUCGAACCUUUCUGGCCAGUCGCGUUGUCGGCGGUUUGAGCGAGGGCAAUGUGCAGCUCGCCCACGCUAUCGCCACUGAUAUCAGCGAUCCGAGUCAACGCGGCUCCACCAUGGCCUUGGUGGGCGCCUGCUUUAGCAUUGCCUUCACAUUUGGGCCGGCGCUGGGAGCGGCCCUUUCGACCAUCACCACAGUAGCUGCAAACCCGUUCGCAACGGCGGCGGGGGUGUCUCUGCUCCUGAUCGUCGUCGAGACGACAUACCUGUACAUGUGUCUUCCAGAGACGCAUCCUCGGCUCACCAAGUUGAGCCAAGCGACUACAUCCACAUCUGGAGCCACUGCUGCACCGUCCGACAGCGCGACCGAAUCAUCUGCCCCUCGCAAGCACACCAACAAGCCGGCCAUUCUGAAUGCCAUCCAUUUCCUCUUCCUCCUACCCUUCUCGGGCAUGGAGUUCUCCCUGCCGUUCCUGACCGCAACCUUCUAUGCCGCAGGCUCCGGUAGCCCGUCUGCCCUGAACGGUCGUCUUCUGUCCAUGAUGGGACUUAUCGCCUCCCUACUCCAGGGGAGCGUCGUGCGGCGACUGCCUCCGCUGAUCAUCGUGCGUGUUGGUGUGGUCGCCUGCGCCGCCUCGUUCUUCCUCCUUGCUCGCGUCUCGUCUCUUGCGGGAUUAUACGGUGCCGGUAGCUUGUUGGCCGUUACCAGUGCCACGGUGGUCACCGGUCUGAACAGCCUGGGCAGUCUGGAGGCCCGGGAAGGAGAGCGCGGAGCCGUCCUGGGCCGGCUGAGAAGCUGGGGACAGGCCGGUCGCGCCGCGGGACCGGUGCUGUUCUGCUCGCUGUUCUGGUGGGCUGGACGGGAGAUCGCUUACACCACCGGUGGAUUCGUCAUGGUGAUUGUCUGUGCGGCGGUUUUCACGACCCUCAAGUCACCCCCGGUCGGUCCGACUGCACCUGCCCAAAAGAAGAAGGCCUAG
This is a messenger RNA of Aspergillus steynii IBT 23096, 1362 nucleotides long. RefSeq names its product putative tetracycline transporter. Gene Ontology annotation, cellular component: brush border membrane. The transcript has 2 exons. Gene Ontology annotation, biological process: transmembrane transport. The record is from RefSeq and is a predicted model, not a curated record. Gene Ontology annotation, molecular function: transmembrane transporter activity. The coding region runs from base 1 to 1362 and encodes 453 amino acids. NCBI's taxonomy places the organism in Eukaryota, Fungi, Ascomycota, Eurotiomycetes, Eurotiales, Aspergillaceae.